GAGAGGUGGGGAAGUGGAAGAGGGAACGGAGACACUGGCAGGCAAGGGCGCGCUGUCACAGAGGGACGCGCUGCAGCUGGGCUUGCAACACAAUGGAUGGGACGAGCAAGCUGUGUGAGCGAUGACAGCAAAAAUGGACAUGAAUUUUGUUGGGAAGACUUUUUGUGCCUUCAUUCUGCUGACCGUCGCAUUGGCCAUGGUAACGAGGGGUUCUCAGGCAAGAAAUUCCACUGGAGCUGAUACUAAAUGCUGUCAAGGAUACAAUUCAAGUAUUGACAAGAAGGAAGAUACCCAGAAUUUGGUACAAUGGACAAGCCUCCCUAACGGUAACACCAAUGUGCAUGGAAUAGCUGGUGACAGUGUGAAUUUGAUCUGUGUGAACACUUCAAGUUUGGUUGAUAUAACAUCAGUAAUAUGGAAGAUAAUACCAAAGACUGGGGAACCCUGCACACUGGCAUACAGAACUGAUAAGAACAAGACAGACAGAAUAAACUGCAGUGAGAGAAUAGAUUGGAAGUCUAGCCCUGAUACUGACACUGCACUUCAGAUACAGAAUGUGAUUCUCUCAGAUGAGGGAAUUUACAUCUGUGAAUUUGUAAGCGCUGAAGGAAAUUUCAAUCAAAACUAUACUCUGAUUGUACUAGUCCCCCCUGAAAUGAACUUGAUAUGUGACAGUAACAGGGAUGCUGUGUGCAAGGCAGCUGCAGGGAAACCAGCUGCACAGAUCUUUUGGGCCCCAAGAGGAGAUUCCAAGAAUGAGACUGAAAAUCAUCCCAACGGGACAGUGACUGUGCUCAGUACAUACAGCUUUAAUAAGACAGGUGUUACCUGCACAGUCUCUCAUCCAGCUUGGAAUAUGAACCAAUCCAAAGAAUGCAAACCAGAACCUUCCCUCCCAUUACACGUAUGGACAAUUUGGCUUUGUGCCAUCGCUGCUGGUAUUCUGGGCAUCCUCUUCAUUCUUACUUCCAUUUUCCUCUGGAAGCUCCACCAUGGCAGACUGGGUUAUAAAUCCGAACGCCCUGAGACUGCUCCCACACACAACGUGCAGGAUAGUAAUGAGCAGCAUGAGUUGGAGCCCUAUGCCAGUUAUGUGCAGAAGGAAAACACGAUCUAUAGCACAAUGUAUGAAGUUGUAGAGUGUGAACACCCCCCACCAAGGCUCCAGUCAGCAACAUGAGAAUCCAGCUGGGCCCGACUCACUAUCUGUGUGAAGAAGGGGAACAGGUUCCAGGGAAGAUUAAUGACACUGGAUUCCUUCCAGAAGAAGAUCUCCAUCACCAAAUACUUUCUUCCUGGGAUUCUGGGAAGCAAGGAUAUGCAUAACCACUGAGUGCCUCCAAAUGUAUCUGCUUGCUGAUCAGUUCCUCUUCUUUCCCUUUUCCCUCCCGCCCCCGUCCCCAACCUGGGAAUUGAGUAGCACUGUGAAGGACAGAAUGACCAGCUGCCAUUGUUUCACCAUGGACAGCUCUUGUGCUCACAGGUCCACACUAGCUGUCCUGACCUUUGCAAUCCAAAAAUCUUAUAUUUGCUUUUAGGCAUUAGUUCUGUGUCACUUUGUUGGGGGGGGGGAGGGAGGGAGGAACACCCACUGACCAACAGCAAGUCUAUCAUAACAGUAAUGGUGCUGGUCAUUAGAAGACAGAUUAGCUGGGAUGGGGCAUCAAGAGAGUAUUUUGUUAUCCACCCAAUCCUGGGAAGACACACUAUGUUUAGAGGAAGUGCAUUGGGUAGGAGGAUGGUUCACAGACAUGCUGAAUAACUUGUCAGGUCCCCCACUGAACACAAAAUGUUUUCUAUAGUCUGUACUUACAAGUCAUCCUCAUGACUCUUCCCAUGGUGGAAUCUCCUCCUCCUAAGAGCAUUAACAUACUGCAGCAGAAAAAUGGUCCAGCUAUUCCAUUAACCUGUUACUAACAGCGAGCAAUGCCAAACGUUUCAGGAAAAGAAGCAACACACCAAUAAAGUGCCUAUAGGAAUUGUGCAAUAAUGGACUGAGCAGGGGGUAAUUUCUUCCUGACCUCAGCAGGUACUCAAUUUGACUUGAAGCAUAAAGCUUGCUGGUCCUUGUAAUAUUUAUUUUAGCUGAUGUUAAAGGCAGAGGGUAGUUUCAAGAAGGUGCUGAAACCUUUCCUGGACUCUUAUUAAGCGGUUUUGUCUAAGCAUAACUGCAGCACAAGGUUAAUUUACUUCAUAUAAAAAUGAGUGUCUCCAUUUCAAAUGUGUUAUUCUGUUAUCUCAUCCAAGUGGGAUGAGGACAGAAGUAAAUAGGACAAAGCAGUUGUCCUCUCUGCCAGUGUUUCUCAGGCUUUUUGGGCUGGUGAGCCCAAAUAUGAAGUCACAAUUUUUGUCACGAUGACCUCCUUACUUCACUGUAAAAAUAAGAAUAAA
Pelodiscus sinensis (Chinese soft-shelled turtle) is the source of this 2391-nucleotide messenger RNA. RefSeq names its product CD200 receptor 1 (gene CD200R1). Gene Ontology annotation, molecular function: signaling receptor activity. Lineage: Eukaryota; Metazoa; Chordata; Testudines; Trionychidae. Gene Ontology annotation, biological process: regulation of neuroinflammatory response. Gene Ontology annotation, cellular component: external side of plasma membrane. The record is from RefSeq and is a predicted model, not a curated record.